AAACAUUGGAACCGGGGUCUUGGGGCCCGAGGAAGCGUCCGAACGGCAGGAUUGUUCUCGCAGCCCCAGUGGCGGUGAGCUUGUGUGCAGUGCGGGGAAGGUCUGGGAAGCUGAGGCGGCUGGGGCGUGAGGGGGACGAUGGCGCUCUCCAGCACGGUCUCUCGGAGGAAGCACGUAAAGCGGAAGGCUCCCCGCGGCUUUCUAAAGCGCUUCUUCAAGCGACAGAAGCCUCACCUCCGCCUGGAGAAAAGUGGCGACUUACUGGUCCAUCUGAGCUGUUUACUGUUUGUUCAUCGGUUAGCAGAAGAAUCCAGGACAAAUGCUUGUGAGAAUAAGUGUGGAGUCAUUAACAAGGAACAUGUACUGGCUGCAGCAAAGGUAAUUCUGAAGAAGAGCAGAGGUUAGAAGUCAAAGAACACAUUCUUGAAAAUUACAUGAUGUAUUAUUUUAG
This is a messenger RNA of Cynocephalus volans (Philippine flying lemur), 451 nucleotides long. RefSeq names its product centromere protein W (gene CENPW). Gene Ontology annotation, cellular component: nucleoplasm; kinetochore. Gene Ontology annotation, biological process: mitotic cell cycle; chromosome segregation; kinetochore assembly. Gene Ontology annotation, molecular function: protein heterodimerization activity; DNA binding. The transcript is spliced from 3 exons. The coding region runs from base 139 to 405 and encodes 88 amino acids. The record is from RefSeq and is a predicted model, not a curated record. Lineage: Eukaryota; Metazoa; Chordata; Mammalia; Dermoptera; Cynocephalidae.